Molecule: messenger RNA, 1260 nt
Organism: Penicillium brevicompactum
Lineage: Eukaryota; Fungi; Ascomycota; Eurotiomycetes; Eurotiales; Aspergillaceae
Product: putative oxidoreductase
Exons: 2
Coding region: 1-1260 (419 amino acids)
Source: RefSeq, a predicted model, not a curated record
AUGCCUAUUCCCAUCAUCGCCACUGGCCUAAGGGAGGGCAUCUCUGCCAUCCCAUAUGCCUGGACCGUCCUCCGCGUAGCGCCAUGGCUGAUCGCCCUCGCCGCGCUGAAGUACUACUUUGAAGGAGCCCGCAACGGCUCCGAGCGAAUGAUGCGUUCCAAAGUAGUAAUGGUGACGGGCGGCACAUCAGGGAUAGGAGCAGAAGUAGCCCGCGAAUUAGCAACCCGCGGCGCACAAGUCAUCCUCCUAACUCGCCAACCACCCUCAGACAUCUUCCUCUCCGAAUACAUCGACGACCUCCGCAACUCAACCAACAACCAGCUUAUCUACGCCGAACAAGUCGAUCUCGCUUCUCUCCACUCAAUCCGCACCUUCGCCACAAAAUGGAUCGACAACAUCCCGCCCCGCAGACUCGACUGCAUCAUCCUAGCAGGCGGCAUCGCUGAACCAUCCGGCUCCCGCCCCCUCACAGUUGACGGUAUAGAUCCAGAAUGGCAAAUAAACUACCUCGCCAACUUCCACCUCCUCAGCAUCCUCAGUCCAGCGCUGCGCGCUCAGCCCGCCCACCGCGACGUCCGCGUGAUCUUCGCAUCGUGCUCUAGCUAUAUCGGCGCGGACUUCAGCUCCUUGGAAUCUUUGACCCGGGGAAAGCAAGUCCAAACUUCCAAGCGCACCGCUACCAAACCCGCUCUUUACGCGAGACCCAAAGGCGUCUACGGCCUGAGCAAGUUGUGUCUGACUAUCUUCGCACAUUCCUUCCAGCGUCAUUUGAACGCUUACAAGCGUCCGGAUAGUCUGCCGCCUUGCACGCGUGUCAUUGUUGUUGAUCCGGGCGUUACCCGAACGCCGGGUAUGCGCCGCUGGUUGACAGGCGGGUCGUUGUGGGGUUUGCUUGUCUAUCUGAUUACCUGGCCGCUUUGGUGGUUGAUCUUCAAGUCUCCCUCACAGGGCGCGCAGAGCAUUCUGUAUGCGGCUAUGGAGGCGCAGUAUGGGCGUGGCGAGGGUGGUUGGUUAGUGAAGGAGUGUCGCGAGAUGGACUAUGCACGAACGGAUGUUCGUAGUGACGAGGCUGGAAAGAAGCUUUGGGAGUUCAGUGGGAAGAUGGUUGAGGAAGCGGAGAAAGAGAGUGCUGUUAUUCGCGCGCUGGAGAAGAAGGGUGUCGAGGCUGAGAAGGCCGAAAAGGAAAAGAGGGAAAAGAAAGAGCAGGCUGGGAAGAAAACUGAGGGCUCAAGAAGGAGCAAGAAGGCUCAGAAUAAGUAG